AUGAAGAAAGUAUUAUGUUUGGUCUUCCUUACUUUCACGUUGGUCCUCAGCCAUCAAGAUGUGAAUAAGAGAGGGGGCGCAGGUUCCAAAGAAAAACUUCAAGUCACUCCACAAAAUACAAACCAGGCACUUGCUAAUCUGAUGACUGCAGGCAAGCCUAUCAUCGAUACCGAUGGAUCAGGGAUAGUUUCUCCGUAUUGUAAUAGCGGGGACAUGGCACCUCGCUGUAAACUUGAUAAAGAUGGAGGUUACUUCUGCAAUUUCGAACACACAACCUGUUAUGCUACCGGCGCGGUAGCUACAAAUGAAGUGAAAGUGUAUUCAAAAACUCAUGAACUUAGCGUCCCAACUGGCAGCGAUCAAUGUGCUAACCGACCAGAAUUUCAAGCCAUUUUUCUUCUUUUCGCCGAAAAGGGAGAUACGUACACGUUCCUUAAUCCGAGCGUGGCUCCUUGGUUCUUUACUGCCCCGCUUGGC
This is a messenger RNA of Porites evermanni, 477 nucleotides long. The record is from the annotation of a GenBank genome assembly. Lineage: Eukaryota; Metazoa; Cnidaria; Anthozoa; Scleractinia; Poritidae.